UGUUAAAGUCACAAUUUGAAAAUGCAAAAAAAGACUCCUAGAAGUCGACGAUGGGAUAGAAAUAUAAUAAGACUUUGCCUAACAUUGUACUGUCGUUCUCCUAAGAACUAUGAAUAUAUUUCAAAAAGUGGGUUUUUAGUUCUCCCAUCCUCAAAAUUAAUCCAAAAGUACAAAAACAAGGCAGACCAAAAUGCAGGAAUUAACAAGGACAUUUUAGAAUGGAUGAAGAGCGAAGCCGAACUGUGUAACUUGCCUGAUGAGGGUUAUGAAGGGGGUUUGAUUAUGGAUGAAAUGGCCCUUCAAGAUGAUAUUCAGUUGAAGAGAAGGGGAGAUGAAUUUGAACUGAUUGGUUUCACUGAAGUUUGUGACGAAUCUGUACAUAUGAAAACUCUAAUGGGCUCACACGAUUUAAAACUUGCGACGCACGCAUUACAGAUUUUGUUUUUGGGUCAUACAGGUUUUAGAUUCCCUUUCGCCCACUAUGCAACUGAACAGGCUAGUCCGUCCGAAUUAUACUUAAUAUUCUGGAAAGCCGUAAAACUUUUAAGUCUGUAUGGAUUCCGUGUAACAUAUCUCAGUCUUGAUGGUGCACAAAGUAACCGGUCAUUUAUGAAAAUGCUUUUACCAGAAGAUCAGAAAACGUCCGAUACUAUGCAAACAAUGGUCUUCAGCAAUAUUUAUGACCGAAUGAUGCCAAAAAUAAGUAUAAUCAUGGAUUACUCCCAUGUAAUGAAAAAAAUUAGGAAUAAUCUGUCAAAGAGUGGUCAUUCACAAAGUCAUAAAAAAUUACUAAUGUAUAACGACAAUUGCAUAAUAUGGGAACACUGGUUCAAAUCUUAUCAAUGGGAUGUUACUGUUAACUCAUUAAAGGUUUAUCCUCAGCUAACACAAGACCAUUUCUUUUUAAACUCACAAUUAAAGAUGAGGAACAAGCUUGCGGAAUCUGUUUUAGAUGAAAAUAUGUUGCACCUAAUGCAACUUUAUCAGAAAUCGCUCGGAGAAGAGGGUACUGAACUUGAUAGUAGUAUUGAGCUUUUGAAACACACGUCUGUUUUGGUAAAAAAUUUCAGGGAUAAAAGACCUAUUUCAAACUAUGAAGAUGUCCGCCUGGAUCAGAACAGAACUGUUUUAAAGUGGUUCCAAUGGGAGAAUACUGUCAAAGAUACUGAUAAAAAGGUGAAAGAGAAAAGCUUGAUAUCAUUUCAGACCAGAGAGGAUAUUGUGUCCCUCAUACUUGGAUUUGACAGUAUGUGUAAAAUAAAAUUCAGUCAGUCGGCUGGUUCUGUUGUGCCAAGUAGAGUAAAUAGUGACGUUAUCGAAAAUAUCUUCUCCCAACAACGAGGUCUUAAUAACGGUUCCAAUACCAAUCCAGAUUAUCUAACAUAUAGCAGAACCAUGAACACUAUCAUUCUCGGUGAAAACACCGUAUCUCGUAAAUCCAAUACAGGUGGUACAAGUGCUGGAGCUAUGUUCUAUGAGCCAGGUGUUAAGAGACAACCACUGAAGGUGAUUCAGAAUAAUCAUAUACACAGAGAAUAAAAAGCGAAUUCCUCAUAACAGAGCAAAGACGAAAGCGGGUUUUUGAAACACAGUAGCCGCCUACAUAUCGUAUUUUUCCUUUACCAGCAGACGACUGUGGAUUCUCCGGUGACGGAAAUAUGAUAUGACUUGUUAAUUCGCGUUUAACAGAUUCAGCUUUAUUUCGUAAGAUAUUGCCUUGAAUAGUAAACAUAACUGAAGUCAAAAUUUGUGUUGAAAAUGGAAUGUCUUUAAAUGUACUGAUUUUUUCUAUAUAUUCAUUGGAUGAGAUAUGUGAAUUAAAUAAUGAAUAAAACUCUGUAAAAUUCGCCGGUGUCAUGUUUCCUGGCGCAGAGGUACAACACUUUUCAAACAUAUUCUGAACACAUUCGUGCUCA
Molecule: messenger RNA, 1916 nt
Organism: Mercenaria mercenaria
Lineage: Eukaryota; Metazoa; Mollusca; Bivalvia; Venerida; Veneridae
Exons: 2
Coding region: 22-1539 (505 amino acids)
Source: RefSeq, a predicted model, not a curated record